AUGUAUAAAGUCACCGUUGUGGGUAGCGGCAAUUGGGGCAGUGUUGCGGCUAAGCUUAUUGCCUCCAACACCAUCAGGCUUAGCUCCUUCCAUGAUGAAGUGAGAAUGUGGGUGUUUGAAGAAAAACUACCAAGUGGGGAGAAGCUCACAGAUGUUAUCAACAAAACCAAUGAAAAUGUUAAGUAUCUCCCUGGAGUCAAGCUUGGUAAAAAUGUAGUGGCAGAUCCAGACCUUGAAAAUGCAGUGAAGGAUGCCAACAUGUUAGUAUUUGUAACUCCACAUCAAUUCAUGGAAGGAAUAUGCAGAAGGCUUGCUGGGAAAAUAAGGGCAGAUGCAGAGGGUAUUUCACUAAUCAAAGGGAUGGAGGUCAAGAAGGAAGGUCCAUGCAUGAUCUCUACUCUCAUUUCCACACACCUAGGAAUCAAUUGUUCUGUUUUAAUGGGAGCCAACAUAGCAAAUGAGAUUGCCAUGGAGAAAUUUAGUGAAGCAACCGUUGGAUAUCGUCAAAACAGAGAAGCAGCAGAGAGAUGGGUUCAAUUGUUUAGCACUCCUUAUUUCGUUGUGACAGCUGUCCAGGAUGUUGAAGGGGUCGAAUUGUGUGGAACUCUAAAAAAUAUAGUGGCCACAGCUGCAGGUUUUGUUGAUGGCUUGGAGAUGGGAAAUAAUACAAAAGCGGCAAUCAUGCGAAUUGGUCUGAAGGAGAUGAUGGCAUUUUCAAAAAUGCUGUUUCCAUCUGUUAAGGACAGCACCUUUUUUGAGAGCUGUGGUGUAGCUGACCUUAUCACAACAAGCUUGGGUGGGAGAAACAGAAAAGUUGCUGAAGCUUAUGCCAGAAAUGGUGGGAAGAGGUCUUUUGAUGAGCUUGAAGCAGAGAUGCUCAAAGGCCAGAAAUUGCAGGGUGUUUUAACAUCAAAAGAGGUUUAUGAGGUUCUAAGCCAUCGUGGAUGGCUAGAAAAGUUUCCUCUCUUCUCAGCAGUGCACGCAAUCAGCACAGGUCGCCUUCCCCCAUCAGCCAUAGUUGAAUUCAGCAAUGACAAAUCCAGGCGUAGGCAGAGCAGGCUUUAGCUGUGCACCAGACAUGGAGGGGAGCCUUCUGACACAGUUGCAUUUUCUCAUAAAAAUCUUACGCCAACAAAGAGCUCAUUUAUUUGAUAGGAAGUCAG
Abrus precatorius (Indian licorice) is the source of this 1163-nucleotide messenger RNA. Its product is annotated as glycerol-3-phosphate dehydrogenase [NAD(+)]. The transcript has 12 exons. The record is from RefSeq and is a predicted model, not a curated record. Gene Ontology annotation, cellular component: cytosol; glycerol-3-phosphate dehydrogenase (FAD) complex. Bases 1 to 1065 code for a protein of 354 amino acids. Gene Ontology annotation, molecular function: glycerol-3-phosphate dehydrogenase [NAD(P)+] activity; NAD binding; protein homodimerization activity. Gene Ontology annotation, biological process: carbohydrate metabolic process; glycerol-3-phosphate catabolic process. Lineage: Eukaryota; Viridiplantae; Streptophyta; Magnoliopsida; Fabales; Fabaceae.